This is a messenger RNA of Sycon ciliatum, 2521 nucleotides long. RefSeq names its product trichohyalin-like. Lineage: Eukaryota; Metazoa; Porifera; Calcarea; Leucosolenida; Sycettidae. The record is from RefSeq and is a predicted model, not a curated record. The transcript has 17 exons. The coding region runs from base 323 to 1900 and encodes 525 amino acids.
UAAACAAAAAAAUCUCCGAGAUUCACAACAGCUGCGCUACAAUUUUGAGUUCAGUAUUUUCCUCCAACUGGCUUGACGUGCGAUCUCUUUUUCGUAUUGGAGGGCCCAGUGUUUUACCCCAUGGGCAAAGAGGAAGCGCACACAAUUUUCCGUGGAGGUUCGUUGUUGAUAGAGUAUCGGCGGCUGCCGUGAGCGACUGGAUUCCCGCUGCCACUGGGUCAAGCGAAUCCGCCCAUCGCUCGCUGGCCUGCAAGCGCUACAAGAAUUGUUUGAGCAACCUCUCUAGUCUUUAGGGCUACGGCCCGUCGCAUCUCAGGUCACCAUGCCGCUGACGGACCAAUCCCUUGAAAAAUAUGACCGGUUACGCGGACGCUAUGAGGAAAUGGCAACACGCCUCUUGGACCUGGAGCCGGCCGACCCGAAGAAACGUGCUCAGCGGCAAAGAGUGAGGUCGGCUGCCGCAUCCUACGUUCCACAGAGCGAAGCAAAGAGACGCACCGGCGACCCAGACUCGUUGCGGCGCAUACAAGCAAACAUGAGGCACACAGUCGAGGAGCGUGAGCACACGCUUGGAGGUCUCAAGGGUACUCUAUCGCAAGUCCAGAAAACGGAAAGACAGCUAAGACAACAAGACAUGGAGCUAAGGCGGAAGGCCAAGGAGCGGAAAGAGGUUGAGGGAAAGACCGAAAAAGAUUUGCUGAAGCGGUCGAAGGAUAUUGAUGAGGAGAUGCGCCAGGCAGAUCGCACAAUGAAGCUUGAGCAGUCCCGUCACCAACAUGAACAAGCUGAGGCACGGAAGGAGAAGCAACGAUUCCUGACGGAGAGACGAGUACGCCAGAACCAGGCAAUCAAGCAGAAUCACAAAGAAGAGCAUGAGCUAAACUUUAAGCACACCAAACUGAUGCAGCAGAUGGAAACAGCUGCAAGAGAGACGGCGCGAUCUGAGCGUGAUUUCGAAGACCGCUGGCGGAGACUAGAGGCGGAGAAAGCAAAGCUGAAGAAAGAAGCGCUGGAGACCAAGUUGGCACUGGAGAUGAAGGCCAAGAUGCGAAGAAAGCAAGGCGACGAGUUUCAUCAGGAGCAAGAGAGACUCAGAAGAGCUGACAUGAAGAGAUCACAAGAAAAGGACGAGAGAGAAGCUCGCCUCGCCGACACUCACCGUCGCACCGCCAUGAGCAAUGAUAGGGAUAUGCAGUAUGUCGGACAGCGCAAACAGGUCACCAAAGAGAAGUCCAUGCAAGCGUCCACACGAGAGGGAGUCACCGGCAAUGAGCUCCGUCGCAAGUCCACCUACAUGACGGAGGCACGGAGAGCGGUGGAGGGCAACAUGGAGUUUGUCGAGCAGCAGACUCUGCUAGGACUGGCUGAUGAUCGCGAUAGCUUCGCCGUCAACAAAGCGAAGCUGCUUGAGCUCGAGGAGAAGUUUGACACGUUCUGCGGGACUGUGGCCGAAAAGCAGGCAUGGGAGAAGUCCAUCGCACAGCAGGUGAUCGAAAUGAAGAAGAAAGCUCAUCUGGACGCAGCCAAGCAUGCAAAGGUCGGACUAGACCGCAGUUCCACGCAAUACAAGGAAUCGCUGCAUGAAGUAAAGCGAGCUACAGACACUGCCGGCAAACAGCAGGCUAUCGUCGGUCAGCUAGAGAAAGAUCUGGCCAGGCUGAGAGCAGAGAACGAGAAUAGGAUACGGCUGGAACGCCUGAAGCAGAAGAAGGAGGAAGAGAGGCUGGAGCAACAGCUUAUAAAGGAGCAUUCACAACUCACAAAGGCGAUAUGCAGGAAAGCAGGCAAGGAGACGGAGAUGAGUGCGGCUGCAGCGAGAAUGGCAGAAGAUGCUCUCACUGUGGAGAUAGAGGACGAUGAAAUGCUGAAAUUGACGCGCAUCCAGCCCGAUCUUCAUUAGAUCUAGCCGGCGUCCUGCUGAACACAGCAUUGAUGACACACUGACACAAGCAUUUCUAUGACUAGGCUGCAGUGGAGUGUCCACUGUGCCACUUGCUGAUGCUGCCUGCCCGCUUGCUAGUGCAUGCGGUGCGUUGCCAAGGUAACCUACGUGCACUUUUCGUUUGCGUAAAUUAUUCGCUUUGUCGCUUUGCUCUUUCUUUAGUUUUGGAACUGUGUGAAGUUGAAAUGCGGAUUUUUGGUCUCUCUCUCCUUUCUCUCCCGCAGGCUCUCCCGUUGCCUUUAAAAGAUUCUUGACAAUGUGCUAUGCCUGUUUCGCCACUUAGUAGGCCUCUUACCCCCCCCCCCCCUCCCGCCUUUGUGUCAUUUCCGAUUCUUGAUUUUCGUUGCGCACUCAUUGUCAGUGCAAAGUGCGCUUGUUUCCGCUCACAAACACUCUGAUUGGCGUCCCGUGCAAAAAAGGCACGUGCUCAUGUCUAGUCCAGGCAUCACGCAUGUACUCCUACAUCAUGAGCGAACGUGCAAAUCGUUAUUCUGUGGAACUGAGUUUGUCGUACUCUCAUGCUAAAUCAUCUAGUCGAUUUCGUGCGCGUAUGCGAAACAUGGAGUUUUGUUCCAUUCA